Messenger RNA from Patiria miniata (bat star), 3363 nucleotides. RefSeq names its product cytochrome P450 20A1-like. Lineage: Eukaryota; Metazoa; Echinodermata; Asteroidea; Valvatida; Asterinidae. The transcript has 12 exons. The coding region runs from base 222 to 1628 and encodes 468 amino acids. Gene Ontology annotation, molecular function: monooxygenase activity; iron ion binding; oxidoreductase activity, acting on paired donors, with incorporation or reduction of molecular oxygen. Gene Ontology annotation, cellular component: membrane. The record is from RefSeq and is a predicted model, not a curated record.
UCGUGUAACUCGUUCCGCAUGGUGGAUGUCACAACAAGUGUACAGUCUGCAUUUAUAUCAUAUCAGUGAGCAAUAUACUUAGGCCAACAGUUACAGCUGUUGCUGCUCAGUCAACUCUUUUCAACGAGCUGGACAGGCCGGACAAUCUAGAUAGAUGCCAAGUUCUUGAAUUUUGCCAGUGGAGUUGAUCGACGUACCACCUGCCCCGAACAGACACCAAAAUGAUAAGCCUUGCCCUACUCGCUGUGACGAUUGUGCUGGUCUUGGUUGCUGUCAUUUAUUUGUAUGGCGGGGAAUCAUCGAAGAAAACAUCUGUCCCUGGCAUGGUUUUAACUGAUAAAAGAGAAGGCAAUUUGCCAGAUAUUGCGGCUGCGGGUGGCAUACACCCUUUCCUGGCGAAUCUUCACAAGAAAUACGGACCGAUUGCCUCAUUGUGGUAUGGAACUAGGUACACCGUCAGCAUCGCCUCACCGGAACUCUUCAAGGAGCACAUUGUCCUCUUCGAUCGCCCUCCCGAACUCUUCGAAUUAUUCGCGCCUCUGGCCGCCAACUCCAUUCAGUUUGCAAACAAGGCCGACGGCAAGGGGAGGCGCCAUAUCUACGAUAAGCCUUUUGGCCACGAGAUUCUGAAGUAUUUCUACGAGGCUUUCAAUGAGUCAGCCAAUGAUCUCGUGCGACAGCUUGCAUCUUUGCCAGGGGACGAGCAUCUCCCGGUGAUCAAGCACUGCAAUGCCGUCGCCAUCAAGGGUCUUAUGCAAACGUCGUUCGGAGACUAUUUCCGGGACGACGCUAACAUCACCAAGUUUCGCCACGCUUAUGAAACGUGUUGGGAUGACAUGGAAGCCAGGCUGACUGAAGGGCCGCCGGCUGAAAGCAGCGACAGAGACAAGAAAUUCAAAGAAGCUGUGGCUUACAUGCACGAUACUGUUCGUGAGGUGGUGAAGCAACGUAGAGCUAAUCCAACAGUCGGGCACCAGGUGUUCAUUGAUGUUCUGAUUGAGAAUGAGCUGCCUGAAGAUCAGGUACGAGACGAUUGCAUCACCUUCAUGGUGGCAGGAUUCCACACCUCCGGAUACCUUAUGGCCUGGGCCUUGUAUUUCCUGGCUAAACACCAGGAGUGCCAGGACAAACUGCACCGGGAAAUCAAGGAGAUUGUCGGUUGCGACGAAGUCGAGAGCUCACAUCUCGAAAAGCUCAAUUAUCUCCGUCAUGUGCUUGACGAGAGUCUCCGCGUGUCUGUGGUUGCUCCAUACGCAGCACGUUUUGAUGACAACGAAUCGGAGCUUGGAGGCUACGUCAUCCCUCCUAGGACUCCAGUUUUCCAUGCGCUCGGUGUGGUUCUUCAGGACGAAGAGUUGUGGCCGGAUCCAAAGAAAUUCGAUCCGGAGCGCUUCAGCAAGGGGCGGCUCACGCAACGUCAGCAGGCAGCCUUCAAGCCCUUCGGCUUCGCUGGUAAACGCGUCUGCCCCGGGCAGCAUUACUUCUACGCCGGGGUCUCCACCUCCCUGGCCAUCCUCUGCCGCGCUUUCAAGUUCAACCUCGUUCCCGGGCAGGUGGUGGAGUCCGUCCACGGCCUGGUCACUAAGCCCAAGGAGGAAAUCUGGGUGACGCUGGAGAAGAGGAACUAAGAAGCCUCAUCUUGCCGAAGUGGGGAAAAUUGUUAAUAGCAUAGCAAACGGCAGUGUUGUAGUCGAAGUAGAGUGUAUUUAGUGAAUCAAGUAAAUCACUGGUCAAUUCACAAGUCCAGUCACAAUUAACAGGUUGUUGAACAGUCAAAAAAGAAAAUCUCACUGUCAUUUCAGCGCUUUGUGAGUUGUGAUACAUGAUGUUUUGUGGUUACCUUGAGAUAGAAAUGCGAUGAUUUGUGAUUCAUCACAAGUUCCUUGAUUAAAUAGUAAUACAUGCAAAGUUUUCACACAUUGGUGUUAACGUCAGUACGUGCUAUAUGCAUACAAUAGACGCUGAGUAAAUAUAUAUAAACAAUGUUAAAUUCCUUUUAUUUGUAAUGUAGUACAUUUGAAUUUAUAGAUAAUGGAUUUAAUUUUUGAAUUGGAAUUUUAAUCUGGGAACAUUGAAGGGGCGUACAAAACCACUAAUUAUAGCACAAUGUGCCGAUCGUAUGUGAAAACAAAAGUGCAAGGUAGGAUCAUGCGGAGUAAUUAUGUUGUACUAAUAGUUAAAGAGGAAGUCUCUUUUUUUCUGAACUGAGAUUUUUAAAAUCUGAAGCGUAAACUUCAAAAUUGUCAUGAGGUCAAGCAAUGUGCUGUGCUGUGCUGAGGUUAAACACAUUGUGCUGAAUUGAACGAAUGUAGGCCUAUAAUGAGCUAAUUGCAAUGUUUAGGUUUUUUUUUUCAAUUACAGUCAGUUCGGUCAUUUUGUUUGGGUUUUUCUAAAGAUAAAUGUUCCUUCGUAAUUUUGAAAUUCAUGCAUGAUCAUUAAGUAACCAAACGUUCCUGCGAAUGUUUAUUACUUAUGCAACUUCAAAGUUCUACGCUGUAAUGUUUACGGUUUUUGAAUUGUUCCACGGGUGAACCAAUUUCAAAACCAUCAUGAAACGUGUGCUUAAAUGAAAUUACAGCCCGGGCUUUUGCUCUCAUUUCCUUGCCUCUAUUGUGUACUAUUUAUACAUAAACAACAUUUAUAAACUCAUUUGGUGUCUAAUGUGAAUACAAAAAUUAAAAACAUUAGGCUAAAUGUUUCGCUUGUUCGUAAGAAAUCCAUCUGUACAUCUCGGCUAAGUAGAGGUCCGAUUCCAACUCCAGGAGUCCAGGGACGCCGUUUGGAGAUUUUGUAGAUGGGGCAGGCAUCAGUGAUGUGCUCCAUGGUCUGGAUCUCUCCACACACACAGCCCUAAUCUUCCCGUCUGUAACAUCGUAAUGGACUUGACAAACCAGAAGCAAAAAAUGAAAAGGUUUCGAAACUUGUGAUUAUCUGACUAGAAUUUUUAAAGCUAUACAUUAGCUACACUUCCAGGAAAUUCCCAAAUCUAUUUUAGCUUCAGAGCCCGGCAGAUCAGAAGGCAAUCAAACGAAACCAGAACGGCACCGAGGCCGCCGCGCCACUGACCUACUUCACCGCUGAUGAGUGACAGCGCCCUCUCGUGGUCAACAUACAUUUUGCAGUCGCUUGGUGGUGCUAUUUGAGUAGGAAGUGAAUGAGCGAGGUGUGAUCGCGCGCGAUGAAUCGAUCGUGAACACGACAUGCCAUGACACUGCAGUGUACAUGUUGUAGUGCAUCAAAAUCACAACUGGGCCUAGUCUAGUUUUAGACACUAUUUUGGAGACGUGGCGGUACGGUGCAGAAGCGUGCCUCAUGUGCGACAGCUCUUUGAGCUGAACGCAUAUAGUUUGGAAUUCACGGUAA